This is a messenger RNA of Penicillium argentinense, 420 nucleotides long. Its product is annotated as succinate dehydrogenase assembly factor 4. NCBI's taxonomy places the organism in Eukaryota, Fungi, Ascomycota, Eurotiomycetes, Eurotiales, Aspergillaceae. Gene Ontology annotation, biological process: mitochondrial respiratory chain complex II assembly. Gene Ontology annotation, cellular component: mitochondrion. The transcript has a single exon. The record is from RefSeq and is a predicted model, not a curated record. Bases 1 to 420 code for a protein of 139 amino acids.
AUGUCUUCCCUCACCAUGCGCCGCGCGUUUCCCCUUCCCUCUGCGAGCCGGCUCGUCGUCCGUCCCCUCACUACGACCCGAAUCCUCCGCAGCCCCGAAGACGGCAAGCCUUCCUUUGGCUUCAAGAGCGGUCCCGCUCCCCCUCGUCUCCCAAAAGAAGAACAAGAGAUCUUUGAAGAGCUUCAGCGCCGGUCGACGGGUGCGUUCAGCACACCUCAGGUCAAUCAGUCACCUCAGGCCGAGAUCAAGGUCAACGGCAACGGCGAAGAGCUGCACCCGGAUGCGCCGCAGGGUAUGAAGCCUGAGUUCGACGGCGAUAAGAAUCCUAAGACAGGAGAAGUUGGUGGCCCGAAGAACGAGCCGCUGCGAUGGGGAUCCGGAGGAGACUGGAGCUAUGGUGGCCGGGUGACUGACUUCUAA